Molecule: messenger RNA, 6198 nt
Organism: Sapajus apella (tufted capuchin)
Lineage: Eukaryota; Metazoa; Chordata; Mammalia; Primates; Cebidae
Gene: SH3PXD2B
Product: SH3 and PX domains 2B
Exons: 14
Coding region: 166-2979 (937 amino acids)
Biological process (GO): superoxide anion generation
Molecular function (GO): superoxide-generating NADPH oxidase activator activity; phosphatidylinositol binding; protein binding
Source: RefSeq, a predicted model, not a curated record
CGCCGAGCGAAGGGCGGCGGCAGCGGCGGCGGCGGCUCGUGCUCUGUCCGGGUGGCGAUCGCGCUCGGCUCCAGGCUCCCGGCCCGCGGCGGCGCGCCCCCAGUGCUCCCCGCACCCCGCGUCCCCCGCACCCGCACUCGGCCCGCGGCGGGCGGAGGAGCGGCCAUGCCGCCGCGGCGCAGCAUCGUGGAGGUGAAGGUGCUGGACGUGCAGAAGCGGCGGGUGCCCAACAAGCAUUAUGUCUACAUCAUCCGGGUCACGUGGUCCAGUGGCUCCACUGAGGCCAUUUACCGGCGCUACAGCAAGUUCUUUGACCUCCAGAUGCAGAUGUUGGACAAAUUUCCCAUGGAAGGAGGACAGAAGGACCCUAAGCAGCGGAUCAUUCCCUUUCUGCCAGGUAAGAUUCUCUUCAGACGAAGCCACAUCCGGGACGUGGCUGUCAAACGCCUGAUACCAAUUGAUGAAUACUGUAAGGCCCUCAUCCAGCUGCCCCCCUACAUCUCUCAGUGUGAUGAGGUGCUGCAGUUCUUUGAGACAAGACCUGAAGACCUGAAUCCCCCCAAAGAGGAGCACGCUGGGAAAAAGAAAUCUGGAGGUGACCAAACCUCAGUGGACCCCAUGGUCCUGGAGCAGUAUGUGGUGGUGGCCAACUACCAGAAGCAGGAGAGUUCAGAGAUCAGCCUCGGCGUGGGGCAGGUGGUGGACAUCAUCGAGAAGAAUGAGUCAGGUUGGUGGUUCGUCAGCACUGCUGAGGAGCAAGGCUGGGUCCCUGCAACAUGCCUCGAAGGCCAGGAUGGGGUGCAGGAUGAGUUUUCCCUGCAGCCUGAAGAAGUCUCAUGGAGGUAUUGGUCUCUGCCCCGGCCUGUGGGCCGCCGCCGGACUCUGGGGGACUUGUAUGCCAUCAGCUGGCGUCAAGAGGAGAAGUACACAGUCAUCUACCCGUACACAGCUCGGGACCAGGAUGAAAUGAACCUGGAGAGAGGGGCUGUGGUGGAGGUCAUCCAGAAAAACCUGGAAGGCUGGUGGAAGAUCAGGUACCAGGGCAAAGAAGGCUGGGCCCCUGCCUCCUACCUAAAGAAGAACAGUGGGGAGCCCUUGCCCUCAAAGCCAGGUCCUGGCUCACCUGCCCACCUGGGUGCCCUUGACUCGGAUGGUGUUUCCCGGCAGCAGAAUGCAGUGGGCAGGGAGAAGGAGCUGCUCAGCAGCCAGAAGGAUGGGAGAUUUGAAGGCCGCCCGGUGCCCGACAGCGAUGCCAAGCAGAGAUCACCAAAGAUGAGGCAGAGACCCCCUCCUCGCCGGGACAUGACCAUUCCUCGAGGCCUCAACCUGCCGAAGCCGCCCAUCCCGCCCCAAGUGGAGGAAGAGUAUUACACCAUCGCCGAGUUCCAGACAACCAUCCCAGAUGGCAUCAGCUUCCAGGCAGGUCUGAAGGUCGAGGUGAUCGAGAAAAACUUGAGUGGCUGGUGGUACAUUCAGAUUGAAGAUAAGGAAGGGUGGGCCCCGGCAACCUUCAUUGACAAGUACAAGAAGACCAGCAAUGCCUCGAGACCCAACUUUCUGGCUCCCCUGCCCCACGAGGUGACCCAGCUCCGGCUGGGGGAUGCAGCAGCGCUAGAGAGCAGCGUGGGCAGCGAAGCCACGGGCCCCUCCCGGCCCCUGCCUGAGGCACCACAUGGGGCCAUGGACUCAGGGUUGCCGUGGUCUAAAGACUGGAAGGGCGGUAAGGAGGUCCUGAGGAAGGCCUCUUCAGACAUGUCUGCGUCAGCAGGCUAUGAGGAGAUCUCAGACCCCGACAUGGAGGAGAAGCCCAGCCUCCCUCCGCGGAAAGAAUCCAUCAUCAAGUCGGAAGAGGAGCUGCUGGAGCGUGAGCGGCAGAGGACGCAGCAGCUCCGGGGCCCCGUCCCCAAGCCUCCGGGCGUGAUUUUGCCGAUGGUUCCAGCCAAGCACACACCUCCAGCCCGGGACAGCAGGAAGCCAGAGCCCAAACCUGACAAAAGCAAACUGCUCCAGCUGAAAAAUGACAUGGGGCUGGAGUGCGGCCACAAGGUCUUGGCCAAGGAAGUGAAGAAGCCCAACCUGCGACCUGUCUCCAAAUCCAAAACUGACCUGCCGGAGGAGAAGCCAGAAGCCACUCCCCAGAAUCCCUUCCUGAAGUCCAGACCUCACGUUAGGCCAAAACCAGCUCCUUCCCCCAAAACAGAGCCACCUCAGGGCGAAGACCAAGUCGACAUCUGCAACCUCAGGAGUAAGCUCAGGCCUGCCAAAUCCCAGGACAAGUCACUGUUGGAUGGGGAGAGCCCCCAGGCAGUAGGGGGUCAAGACGUGGCCUUCAGCCGAAGCUUCCUCCCAGGAGAGGGGCCUGGCCGCACCCAGGACAGGACGGGCAAACCGGAUGGGCUCAGUCCAAAAGAGAUGUCCUGCAGAGCCUUUCUGAGGCCAGCCAAGACCACAGAUCCUGUGUCUAAGAGCGUGCCUGUUCCUCUCCAAGAGGCUCCCCAGCAGAGACCUGUGGUCCCACCCCGGAGACCACCCCCUCCCAAGAAAACCUCUUCGUCAGCCGGGCCUCUUCUAGAGAUCAGAGGUCCACAGCGUGAAGCCCACGAAAGUAGGGCCGCUCCCACCCCAGGCCAUGCUCUCCAAGUCCCUCCAAAAGCCAAACCUUUUCUCUCCAACUCUUUAGGGGGCGAGGAUGAUAUUCGAAGCAAAGGCAGCCUGGGGCCACGGGGGACCGGCAAGAUCGGAGAAAACUGGGAGAAAGCAGCUGUAGCCUCCGUCCCCAAUGCCGAUGGCCUGAAGGACUCUUUGUAUGUGGCCGUGGCCAGCUUUGAAGGAGACAAAGACACCAGCAGCUUCCAGGAAGGGACGGUGUUUGAAGUCCGGGAGAAGAACAGCAGUGGCUGGUGGUUCUGCCAGGUCCUGAGUGGGGCCCCUUCUUGGGAAGGGUGGAUUCCUUCCAACUAUCUUAGAAAGAAGCCGUAGCCAACUCCCGUUCUGCCUAGAGGGCCCGCUGGUCCUUGCUGGCUUUACCACAUAUUUAAUACACCUCUUAAUUUAUCAUUCUCCACGCAGCUUCCAAGGCAGACAGACUCUGGGAUACGAUGGCUUCUUGCCUCCCUUGGGCAGAGAGUGAGUUUCAGAUACCUCGGGUGCCCCUGGGUCUGAUCCCUCCCAUCACAGCAUCCCUGGAGGCUCAGCAGCCACGGCCCUUGCUUUCUGUCCAUGUCAGCCUCCCUGCCUUAAGAGAGCUCCUGGCCAAUGGCAUUGCCACCCAGCAGUGGGACCAGGACUCUCCAAGGCCUCCAGGCCUGGAGCCCAUCACCUGGAGAAACUCCAGCAAGGGUCUCAUGGCUUGGACACGGCACAGGAAGGGGCAGCCCACCCAGUCCUUGAUGACUUGCUCCAACUUUAUGUUUCUAAAAGCCCAGUGGCUUUAUUCACUCUUCCUAAAAUGCCUGGUACCAGAAAGACCUUUAUCCUGAAGAAUUCCAUUCCAUUGCCAGUCCCAGGGAAAGUGUCCCUCCCCUAGGCCUCAGGCUGGUGCGCCCCUGAGGUUCCACUGGAUGCUGCUCCCCCAGGAGUGGGCCUGGAGGUCCGCUUGGCAGCCCUGCCUCCCACCUUCUAUCUUGGGACCAUGGUCAGCCCUGAAGGGUGGUUCCAGCCCCGCGCAGGCUACACUUUCCUGCUGUAGGCUCCGGUCCCGCCGGGGUUUCUCAAUAAGAAUUCCCUCCCAGCUUCGAGCAUUUCAUUUUUGCCUACCUAAAGCAAGAAUCUCAAAGUCUGAGUAAGAGGCCCAUUCACAAGUCGUGCCCUCGUGAGCAUCCUUUUGCUGAGUGCCUCGGUGGUGCCAAACACUGUACCUGGCACUUUGCAUUCAUGUUUUGACCCUCACAACCUCCCUUGUGAUACUAUAUCCCCUUCAUAGAUAAGGCACCUCAGGCUCCACGUGAAAGGGACACAACAGCCAGGAACAAGAGGGAAGAGGAUUUGAGUCCAGGCCUGCCUGACUUCAAUACCUGUGCCCUCCCCUCUAUAAAAGGCAAACCAGGCAGGGAAGAGAUAGAAGCUGGCCAGGUGCCAGGAGCAGGUGGCCAAGUGGCUUCAUUGUGGUGGGAAUGACGGGGCCUUCGUGGCUGCUCCCACUCCCACCAUCCCUCUGGCCCACAGCAGCUUCCACCAAAGGCUGUCCUGGACUCAACAGCUGCAGCUUCAUAGCAGGAGAAUGCCAGGGUCCUGGUGGUUGGCACAGAGCCCUGUUCCCUGCUUCUAAGCUGUUGCCCCUGGGGAAUAGAGCUGAUGGAGCAAUGGGAGCUGAGGUGGCCUCAGGGGCUGGCCUCGAGGGGCCAAGCGUAGCAUGCAGCAGUCCCAUAAGGAGACAGGGAACCCAGGGCCAGGCAGAGCUGCUUCCUGCACCUCUCUGGCAUUUGUCUUUUUUUUUUUUUUUUUUCCUUUUUUCAUACACCUACAAAUCUGUUUUUCUCCCUGGACAAAGCCCAGGGCAGAUGUGGUCAUCUGUCAAACUGAGGCAUGGAGAGGCAUCGCUGAGUCACUGCAAAAACAAAAUCAGGACCCAGCAUUUCUAGCUCCCAGCCCAGAGUAAGAGAGCAGAGCAGAGCUCCUUCCCAUUCUGCCCAACCGAGGUAGCCCUGCCCUGCCCGAGAUCUCCAGUUCACGGUGUUCAUCUGCUGAGAUACUUUUGGACCCACAAAGCCAGUGUUUUGAGGGGAUGCUCACUGUCUAGCUGCAGUGCCAGAGUUUUUCUGGAACUGCCUCCUUCUGCCCUGCUGCCCAGCUGUACCCCUUGCCACAUGGGUACUGGCUGCUUCUGCAGGAGAAGGAGCUUCCUCUGCUCACCUGGAGCAUCUUCAUUCCCUUCCCCCAGUCGGCCUGCAAAUCCCAUUCCCCAGAGAGGCUUGGGCAGGGCCCUGAGGCACCUCUUGCAGGGUCCACUUGCCCCGGUGCCCAGAACCUUGGGGACAGAUGGCAGCCAGGGGAAGAAGGGAGGCAGGGAAGGUCUGCCACCACUUGAGGGUCCCUUGAGAGGAGGCCCCAUGGCAGCUUUCCUGAGUUCUUGAUCCACUUUGGUCUAAACAACUUUUGUGAGGCUAUGUGGGAUUUGACUACAUUUCAAAAGACAAAACUCACGUGUUUUUUUUUCUGAUUUGCUCUUUGGCUUUCAGUGACAUUUUCAGGUAUUUUGUGAGUGCCUACCAUGUGCUAGGCACUGAGUAGACUGGGAUGUGUGUGGCUCCAUCCCUAGCUGGAAGAGCUUUGAGCUCUGUCUGCUGACUUCACUGAAGGAGUUUCUCUCUUGCCUCAUUCCUUCCUCCCGGGGGUCAGCUGGGUCGAAACAGACUUGCCCCGCCUUCCUCUGGGCAGGAAGUGUUCCCGCAAAUGAAAGAAUCUGCCUUUCUUUUUUUGCUAUGAUGAUAACUAUUAUUGUGACAUGAACUGUAGGUACUGAAGCCACAUUCCUCUCUGUUCACUGUUGUCUCCGCGGGUCCUGUCUAUGUCCUGAGGACAUCUGUAUCCAGCUCCUUUUCCUACAGUGCUAGACACUUCCCCAGGGAGCUAGCAGUGGGUGGGUCUGGAUGGCCAGUCACUCUCCUUGCUGCCCUCACCUGGGGACUUAGGUUUACCCCAUCCAGGACUGUGGUCACUAUUCUGAACAACUGAUGGGACAUAGGCAGAACUCUCCUGGAGUCAUGGCUCUAGAAGGUGUCCAGGCCCAUUGCGCCAGCUGUGCCAAGCACCGGGCUGGGGACCGGUCCCUAAACACACUCCUUUAAUCCUUGCAGCAAUCCUGUGAGGCGGAUAGGACCAGCCCUGAUCUAUAGUGAGAAAAUUAGGGCUCAGAGAGAGAGGUCACAUGUCCCAGCCUUGUCCAAUUAAUGACCAAGCUGGGACUCAGAUCUAGGGUUUGGGUUUCUUUAUUAUAUCCUUUUGCCCAUGACUUUUCCUCUGCCAUUUGCAGGGAAAUGUGCGUCGGGCCUCCAGGGAAUCACGUGACCCUCCCUCUGAAUUGUGGUGUCUGUUCCCUCCACCUCUUGGUCACACAUUUCAGUAGGUCACAGGCCAAAUGGCAGCCCAAAAGGUGGGCAAAGAUUUUUUUUUUCUUCCCGUCACCCCUGCUUACCACCACAAUUGUGAUGACAACUUUACCUUACGUCGCAGGGCAAAGGGACAGCUGGUGGUACCUCC